This is a messenger RNA of Panicum virgatum (switchgrass), 336 nucleotides long. RefSeq names its product predicted GPI-anchored protein 58. The transcript has a single exon. Bases 1 to 336 code for a protein of 111 amino acids. NCBI's taxonomy places the organism in Eukaryota, Viridiplantae, Streptophyta, Magnoliopsida, Poales, Poaceae. The record is from RefSeq and is a predicted model, not a curated record.
AUGGCCGCCCAGAUCGAGGUCGGCCCCCAUGGCUCCCCCCAGCUCGAGGUCAGCCCCCAUGGCCAUGGCACCUCCUCCUCCUUGCCCACGGGCGCGCCGCACAGCCCCACCCGCCCCUACACCGCCGAGCUCCUCCGCCCGCCCCCCACGCCGGCAGCUCCGCCCGCCCGCCCCCGCGCCGACGAGCUCGGUAGCGCCGGUGCUCCGCCCGCCCCCGCCCCCGCGAGCUCGGCCUCGCGGCCGUCGCCCACGCCCCCGCGGACGGAGCCGAGAUGGCGUCGAAGUGGGUUGGAGUGGUCCGCUCGAUUUGAGCGGACCACUCCGACCCGCAUCUGA